CUGCUGGGAUGUGCUCUUCUAUCGGUGGGUGUCUGGUUGAUAAUGGACGACAGCGGCCGUCACGUAGCCCAACGGAUGACGGUGAUGGAACCUAACGAGGAGUACCAGAUCAUCUACAGUGACACGGGCGAGAAAGAUUUGACGAGCAUCCUAUCAGUUGUCCUGGUCGUCUUUGGUAUCCUCAUCAUCAUCGUCACCUCCAUAGGCUGCUGCGGUGUCGUAAGGGGAAACACUUGUCUCCUAGGCACAUUUGCCCUGUGUUUGUUCAUUCUACUGAUAGCUCUUCUUGCUGUUGGUGCUUGGGCUUUUGUUAAAAAAGACAACGUGAACACUUUCACAGAUGAGCUGAGAAACAGAACAGAUACGAACCUAGACAAGGGUGUCCGGAUGUAUGACACCGAAGAACAAUCCAAACAGUUCAUGGACAGUGUUCAAAAGAGGUUUAAGUGCUGUGGAUCACACAAUGGAAGUGCCGACUAUAAAAUAGUUCCUCAAUCGUGUGAAAAGGAAAAUUACAACAAAUCAUGCAGUUCCGACUACUUUUUGUUUGUUGGCAACGAGAUUAGAGCGUUUCUACAGAAACGCUUCACAAUCAUUGCUGGGCUCUCCAUUGGCGUGGCUGUGUGUGUGGCUUUUGGCUUCGUGUUUACCCUGAUUAUGUGCUGUUUUGUGAGAAAAACAACAAGAAUACUGGUAUCCUAG
This is a messenger RNA of Candidula unifasciata, 702 nucleotides long. Lineage: Eukaryota; Metazoa; Mollusca; Gastropoda; Stylommatophora; Geomitridae. The record is from the annotation of a GenBank genome assembly.